AUGUCUUGGUUUUUGGUAGUGUGAAGAGAACUACUGGAAGGAGAAUAUUUAUAAAGGUUAUUAGUAAUAGAUCUACUGCAACAUUGCUUACUGCAAUAGAGAAAUAUAUUAGUUCUAGAUCUAUUAUGUUUUUGGAUAUAUGGCAUUCCUACUCUGGAAUAAAUUCU
Molecule: messenger RNA, 167 nt
Organism: Dentiscutata heterogama
Lineage: Eukaryota; Fungi; Glomeromycota; Glomeromycetes; Diversisporales; Gigasporaceae
Source: the annotation of a GenBank genome assembly